This is a messenger RNA of Amoebophrya sp. A25, 1105 nucleotides long. The record is from the annotation of a GenBank genome assembly. NCBI's taxonomy places the organism in Eukaryota, Dinophyceae, Syndiniales, Amoebophryaceae.
AUGAAAGCACUAAGGGAUCAGGUAUUAACAUUUUUCAGUGCUCUUCUACUUACAUAAUUGGUACUAGUAGCUGUACGCUACUAAUUACUUGAGUAGCUUCUAGAGUUGUUGUAGCUGAGAUUAUCUUGGUUCACUAGUGAAAAAGAUGUUGAAAAGCACCUUUUUUUUUGUACGACUAGGUUGACGCGCGGUUCAUGGAAAGUCUGGCACAACCGGCAUUGCCACCACCACCCCCAGCACCCACAAACGUCGUUGCACCAGCACCGACGCCCCCACCGCCUGGUACUUUUACUCAGCAUACUGAUUUGAUUCGUAACAAAAUGAGUGUACUACAUGAGUGCUUGUUUUGCUUGUUAAGAAACUUUAUUUCCUCGAAAUUUAUGAGUACUUCUUGCCAUCCUUUCACCAAUGAUCUUGGUACAACAACAAAAAAACUUUUUUCAGCAGCAGCUGCCGAACCAGCAGCGCCAGCGAAACCGAAGACUCUUGCGGAAGAAUUUGCAGACUUGGCUAAGCGUGACGCGCAAGCCAAACGUGCAGUGAGAGAUCCCGCACGCUUGAAGAAUGAUCCUAGAAUGCGGAUGCUCAUCGCCCAAUACCUAGACGAGUACCCUCUCGUAAAACAGUUCCUUGAAGAUGAGUCAUAACCAGCUGUCCUGAUGACAUGUUGUAGAUACACAGUAGUGUUACCUUUUAAUGAAUUGUUCCUGAAUUCAUGAUCUCUCACUCUCAGACGACACCACCAGAAUAUAUUUAUUGAAUUUCCUAGAACAAGUAGCAGUGAAUGCUAGACAAAUUUAAUGAAGUAGUAUAUCAGGCUAAGAAAUUUGAGGUAACAUGUUGAUGACAUCUAUUCGCUCUUAAAUGGAGAAUGAUUUCGCACGUGCCCACUCCCAGAUCAUCUCCUGUUGAGAUGAGCCGACCCCUUCCUUGGACAAAAUCGCGACAUUGAGACGCAUUUCAACACACAAAGUGGCGCCUGCGGGUGCUCAUAUUAAGUGCGCACAUGAAUCAAAAAGAUUCAUUUCGAUUGACCUUCAAUAUUGCGAAGCAUACUGCUCGGCCUGGGAAGCGCAAGGAAAAGCAGCCAUCCCGCGAUAGACAC